AUGUGCACGUUUUCUACCAUAAUAUAUUUCAUUCGAAUCGAUUUUUUUCCUCUAAAUUGGAAUCAUUCUAUAAAUCUAUCGAAUACUACUGUUGAAGAUCGCAUCGAUCUUAAUGUUGUUACCAAUGAUUCUUUUCAAUGUGUUAAAACAAAAUUACUGCUAAAUAAAUAUCAUACGACAGUUUGCGUGCAUGACGUAAGAAAAGAUACAGAUGUUAGCGGUUUCAUCGUCAGAACUGGCAUAUGGGAAGAAACAUUAGUUACACGUAUCAUUCGGAUUCUUUCUGCGCAUCGUCAGUUAGCAUUUAUUGAUGUUGGUGCGAAUAUUGGCAUUUAUACAAUGUAUGCUGCAGCAUUAGGUUGCAAGAAUGUGAUUGCUAUCGAAUGUUUUCGUCCUAAUAUAGAGCGAAUUCGUCGAGCCAUUCAACUUGAAAAAGCCGAACAUCAAGUUAUAAUUAUGGCUCGGGCACUUUAUAAUAAAUCAAACACUUACAUAUCAUUACGAACCAAUAUUCAAAAUAAUAUAGGUUCACAACAAUUGAAUAUCGAAACAUUGAAGAAUGAGAAUGACUCUCUUGUGGUUCAAUCAAUGCGCUUCGACGAUUUGUUGCCUCUUGUCAAAGAACGAAAUAUUCGAGAAGCAAUUAUUAAAAUUGAUAUCGAAACAUCUGAACAGUAUUUAUGUGAAACAGGUGAACAGAUGUUCAAUCAAAUAAAUGUGCCAUUCGUUAUGAUGGAAUGGGCAAAUAUUAAAGAAAUACCUGCAAGAGCUAAUUUAAUUGAAAAAUUUUUCACUGACCGUGGUUAUAUUUCAUUCAAUUCAGAAACAUGCGAACCACAAACUGAAAAAAACUACAGACACUGGCAUACACAAGAUAUUUUUUGGAUAAAACAGACUUACACACAUCUAUGCAAAUUAUAG
This is a messenger RNA of Rotaria socialis, 921 nucleotides long. The record is from the annotation of a GenBank genome assembly. Lineage: Eukaryota; Metazoa; Rotifera; Eurotatoria; Philodinida; Philodinidae.